Messenger RNA from Cucurbita moschata (crookneck pumpkin), 1151 nucleotides. RefSeq lists its product as uncharacterized. The transcript is spliced from 5 exons. The record is from RefSeq and is a predicted model, not a curated record. Lineage: Eukaryota; Viridiplantae; Streptophyta; Magnoliopsida; Cucurbitales; Cucurbitaceae. The coding region runs from base 54 to 968 and encodes 304 amino acids.
CAAAAAUGGGAUUACUUGGCGCGAGAUGAGAGAGAGAGAUCCGUGGUUGAGCGAUGGCCUUUCCUUUUCUUUCCAACGCCAUCACCCCCUCCUCCUCCCAAUUGAACUCUCAACGUCUCCAUUUUUGUCCUCUCUGCAAAUCCUUUCUCCCCGUUUCCUUCUCUUCCAAGAAAUUCGCCUCCUUCUCCAUUCUCAACUCCACCAAGAUGGAAGGAAAUCAAAUUACGGAAGAAGUUGCAGAGAAACAAAACGAUGCAAGGAGAAAGAUCUUUGUGGCCGGUGCAUCGGGAAGUACUGGAAAAAGGAUUGUGGAGCAGUUGCUGGCUAGGGGUUUUGCAGUCAAAGCCGGAGUUCGAGACGUGAGCAAGGCUAAAGCUACUCUUUCCCCAGACAAUCCUGCUCUUCAAAUCGUGAAAGCGGAUGUGACUGAAGGCUCUGCGAAGUUGGCAGAAGCCAUAGGUUCCGAUUCUGAAGCAGUAAUUUGUGCUACAGGCUUUCGCCCAGGCUGGGAUUUAUUUGCGCCAUGGAAGAUCGACAAUUUUGGCACUGUAAACCUUGUUGAAGCAUGCCGUGAGUUGGGCAUAAACAGAUUUGUUCUCGUCAGUUCCAUUUUAGUGAAUGGAGCUGCAAUGGGGCAGAUUCUCAACCCAGCUUAUAUCUUUCUAAAUGUUUUCGGGCUCACCUUGAUAGCAAAGCUUCAAGCAGAACGCCACAUCAGGAAAUCGGGUAUUGACUACACAAUCAUAAGGCCUGGAGGUUUGAAAAAUGAGCCUCCCACUGGAAAUUUAGUCAUGGCAGCAGAAGAUACUCUUUAUGAAGGAAGCAUAUCAAGAGAUUUAGUUGCAGAAGUAGCUGUUGAGGCAUUGGUUCGCCCGGAAGCGUCUUACAAGGUUGUCGAAAUAGUUUCUCGCGCUGAUGCGCCGAAGCUUUCAUAUGAGGAUCUUUUUGGCUCCAUAAAGCAGCGUUAGUUGUCUUCAUAUGCUAUCUUAUUCUCAGAAUUUUAAGUGUUUUGAUAUCUUGCUUUCUGGCAGCGGUGCCUCAUUUCAAAGCCAGUUUGAGAUAUAUUCAAGCUGCAUUUCACUGCAUUGUAAUGUAUUGAUUCUGUUAAUACAAUACAUUAAUUUGCUAAUGAUGAUAUGUAGUUUACUUAU